GUCAAACAGUGAUCAAUCCUGAAAAUGUAAGAACAGUACAGAUAUCCCCCAAAUGUCAGAGCGGUACAGAUAUCUCCCAAAUGUCAGGACGGUACAGAUAUCCCCCAAAUGUCAGAGCGGUACAGAUAUCCCCCAAAUGUCAGGGCGGUACAGAUAUCCCCCAAAUGUCAGGGCGGUACAGAUAUCCCCCAAAUGUCAGGACAGUACAGAUAUCCCCCAAAUGUCAGAACAGUACAGAUAUCCCCCAAAUGUCAGGAUAGGACAGAUAUCCCCCAAAUGUCAGAACAGUACAGAUAUCCCCCAAAUG
Molecule: messenger RNA, 307 nt
Organism: Staurois parvus
Lineage: Eukaryota; Metazoa; Chordata; Amphibia; Anura; Ranidae
Source: the annotation of a GenBank genome assembly